AUGGUGUUUGUUGUGUUGCAGACUUUCAAGCGUAGAAACAGAGCGAGGAACAAGCAUAACCAUGGCCAUGUCAAUCCAAUCAGAUGCUCGAACUGUGGCAAAUGUUGCCCCAAGGAUAAGGUGAUUAAGAGGUUUAUUGUAAGGAACAUUGUGGAGCAGGUUGCGAUUAGAGAUGUUCAGGAAGGCAGUGUCUACGAUGGGUACACACUACCAAAGCUAUAUGCGGAAAUGCAAUACUGUGUCUCGUGUGCUAUCCCUUCUCACGUUGUUAGAGUCCAAUCCCGCACCAAUCGUAGGGUUCGUACUCCGCUUCCACGUUUUGCUAGACGCAAGGUAAUAAUCCCUCACUCAACUGAAAUGGCACGUUGUCUAUUUGCAAUGUCCAAAGAACAAGUAACAGCUCUACUAGCUCAAGGAAUAUCAGAGCUGAUGCCACCAGAGGUUGCCAAAGCGUUCUGGGCUCUAGAGAAAUCUUCUUUAAAGGGGAAUUGGGAGUGGUCAAGAUACUUUCCUCAUCUCCUGACCAUGCUUAUUAAGCUAAACACGUAG
Messenger RNA from Arabis nemorensis, 549 nucleotides. The record is from the annotation of a GenBank genome assembly. Lineage: Eukaryota; Viridiplantae; Streptophyta; Magnoliopsida; Brassicales; Brassicaceae.